Molecule: messenger RNA, 1575 nt
Organism: Miscanthus lutarioriparius
Lineage: Eukaryota; Viridiplantae; Streptophyta; Magnoliopsida; Poales; Poaceae
Source: the annotation of a GenBank genome assembly
AUGGCACUAGGGCCCAUGGACUACGCUGGUUCGAUUAGUUCAGGCCAGAAGUACCUGGGCCGUUUCGGACUAGCCACCAGCAGUAGAUUGCGAUGGGUGGGAUAUGACACGAAAUCAAGGACAUAUCAGUUGGUUGCUAGAGCCAUAUCCGUGGAUCAACCGCAACUAGACUUCUCGAAUCCCAACUGGAAGAAGCAGUUUCAGGAGGAUUUCAAUAAGCGCUUCAGCUUGACACACUUGAGAGAUGUAAUUGAUGUGGAACCGAGACCAACUACAUUUUCUCUCAAGAGCAGGACCCCUCUUGAGAAUGUGAAUGGUACCAUGCAAGAAUCAUGGAACGGCUAUGUGAAUGAUGAUGACAGAGCACUUUUGAAGGUUAUUAAGUUUGCCUCACCAACUUCUGCUGGAGCUGACUGCAUUGACCCUGAUUGUAGCUGGGUUGAACAAUGGGUGCACCGUGCUGGUCCACGCAAACAAAUAUAUUUUGAGCCUCAAUAUGUGAAGGCUGGGAUUGUAUCGUGUGGUGGGCUCUGCCCUGGUCUCAAUGAUGUCAUUCGGCAGAUUGUGCUUACACUUGAAAAAUAUGGGGUGAAAAACAUUGUUGGGAUACAGCAUGGGUUCCGUGGAUUUUUUGAGGAUCACUUAUCAGAAGUGCCGCUUUCUAGGCAUGUAGUCCAAAAUAUCAAUCUUGCUGGUGGUAGCUUCUUAGGAGUCUCUCGCGGUGGUGCAAACAUUUCAAACAUUGUUGACAGUAUUCAGGCUAGGAGGCUUGAUAUGCUCUUUGUACUUGGUGGAAAUGGAACACAUGCUGGAGCUAAUGCUAUACAUGAUGAGUGCCGCAAGAGAAAACUGCAGGUAUCAAUUGUAUGCGUCCCCAAAACUAUUGACAAUGACAUAUUACUGAUGGACAAGACCUUUGGAUUUGAUACUGCAGUGGAAGCUGCACAAAGAGCUAUCAACUCUGCAUACAUUGAGGCACAUUCUGCAUUUCACGGCAUUGGAUUGGUCAAGCUGAUGGGAAGAAGCAGCGGCUUCAUCACAAUGCAUGCCUCCCUGUCAAGUGGCCAAGUAGAUAUCUGUCUGAUACCUGAGGUACCAUUCACUCUUGAUGGACCGAACGGAGUUCUUCGACAUCUCGAGCACUUGAUAGAGACCAAGGGAUUUGCUCUGGUUUGCGUUGCAGAAGGAGCAGGACAGGAAUAUUUUCAAAAGUCAAAUGCAACUGAUGCAUCAGGGAACAUGGUUCUUAGUGACAUUGGUGUCCACCUUCAGCAGAAGAUCAAGUCCCAUUUCAAGGAUAUAGGAGUCCAUUCUGAUGUCAAGUAUAUUGAUCCCACGUACAUGCUCCGCGCUGUGCGUGCCAAUGCAUCUGAUGCCAUCCUGUGCACCGUGCUUGGUCAGAAUGCUGUUCACGGUGCCUUUGCGGGUUUUAGCGGCAUCACAACCGGGGUGUGCAACACACACAAUGUUUACUUACCGAUACCAGAAGUCAUCAAAUCCACGAGGGUUGUCGAUCCAAACAGUCGGAUGUGGCACCGGUGCCUGACCUCAACCGGGCAGCCGGACUUCCAUUGA